Cannabis sativa is the source of this 1377-nucleotide messenger RNA. RefSeq names its product stemmadenine O-acetyltransferase-like. The record is from RefSeq and is a predicted model, not a curated record. The coding region runs from base 1 to 1377 and encodes 458 amino acids. The transcript has a single exon. Lineage: Eukaryota; Viridiplantae; Streptophyta; Magnoliopsida; Rosales; Cannabaceae.
AUGGGAGAGAAUAACAAGGUUGAGAUCAUCAGUGAAGAAAUCAUAAGACCGUCAUCUUCAACUCCUGCACACCUGAAAACCUACUUACUUUCUUCCAUUGAUCAAUUUUCACAAGCAGUUUAUGGCCGAGUGGUUUUUUUCUACACUCAAAACAUUGAUGAUCAUAAUGCUAGCAACAACAACAGUACUGAACCUUAUUCAUCAUCUGACAAAAAAUCACAGCAGCUAAAGAACUCUCUCUCCAAAACCCUAUCUCGAUUCUACCCUUUUGCAGGAAGAAUCGAUAACAACACAUCAGUAGACUGUACUGACGACGGAGCUCCAUACGUGGAAGCAAAAUUUAAUGGCCUUCUCUCAACUUUUCUAGACGACCAAAGAGACAACCCUGUUAUAAUCGACCAAUUCUUUCCUGCGGCGAUCCUAUCACCGGAGGCAGCCACGUGGCCGAUACUGAGAGUUCAAGCCACUUUCUUCGACUGUGGGGCAUUGGCUGUUGGGGUUUGCUUGUCGCACAAGUUAUGCGACGCGAGAUCUAUGAGUGUGUUCAUGAAAAGUUGGGCCGAGACCUCAAAAGGGUUGGUUCAACCAGUGGUUCCAAUUUUCAAGGUAGCUUCCUACUUUCCACCGGGAGAUUAUCACACUAAACUAAAAGUUCCUCCUUCUAGUAAUAAUAAUAAUAAUAUGGUUGAAGAAUUGGUCACAAAGAUGUAUGUGUUUAAUAAAGAGAAAAUUGUUGAACUCAAGUCGAAGGUCGCUGACACUCGUGUGCAGCAACCUAGUAGGGUUGAGGUGGUGACUGCCCUAAUUUGGAAGAUCAUGAUAGCUGUUUCGCAAUCCAACAUUAAAAACAAGCUUGAUAAGACUACUUAUUUUGUGACACAAACUAUGGAUAUACGUAAACGGGCUGAGCCUGCUUUGCCAGAGGAGUUGGUUGGAAACUUGGUAACAAUUAUUCCUGUGGAAACAAAACUCAAUGAGCCUGAGCUAGCUGAUGUGGUAGCUGAGUUCAGAAAUGGAGUGAGAGAGUUUACAGAGAAGAAAGGAAAGAGUCUUAGAGGAGAUGGAGCUUUGACAGUGAUUCUUGAGGUUGUGAAAGGACUGUUGGAGUUGUUGGGAAGAGAUGACACUGAUGGGGUUAUAUUCACUAGUUUGUGUACUUUUAAGUUGUAUGAGAUAGCCGACUUUGGGUGGGGAAAGCCAACUUGGGUCAAUAUUCUUCCUCUUCCUAAUGGGGUAGUGAAGAAGUUGGUGACAUUAAUGGAUACCAAAGAUGGAGGUAUUGAAGCUUGGGUUAGUUUGGAUAAAGAAGAGAUGUCCUUAUUUGAGUCUCAUCCUCAACUUCUUGAAUUUGCAACACACUAUUACUCCAUCGUGUGA